CGAUGAACGCCGUUAGCCGCGGCCCAAAGAAUAAGAAAUUUGAUCUUUGGCUGUGUUGGUGCAGAAGCGGGUGGAAACCGAAAUUCAAAAAUGGAAAAAAAAACUCAAAAACCACGCCAAAAACGCCUUCAGGAGUUUACUUCUGAAGAAAAAGUGCGCUUAAUACAAGCUGUGGAGGAGCGCCCAGUGUUGUGGGACUUGACCCACAAAAAGCAUUUCCAUGCUGUGUUUAUAAAGAGAACCUGGGAGGAGAUUGCGCUAGUCAUGGACAAAGAUUAUAAUGGUUGCAAGCUGGCUUGGAAGUCCCUGCGGGACAGCCUUAAGUACCACAACAAGGUCAGGAAGCAGAAGAGUGGAAGUGCUGGAGGAGAUCUAGUGGAGAAGCCCAGCGGAAAGGAGUGUGCCGAGUGGGAAUUCGCUCCGUACAUGGACUUCUUGCCGGACGUGUCUUCGCAAAGAAGCAGAACCACCAGUAGUGGGAUCUUAGACGAGAUCUCUAUUGAAGACUGGACACUGGACUCCACCACCAUCAGCUAUUCUGCAGCUGAAGCGGAGCUGGAGGCCGUGCUAGAGGAUGAGGUACCCGAGGAAUUAUAUACCUACGGAGGAAGAAAACAGCCACCCCCAAAGAAGCGAAAGCUGAAUGGUGAUGGCUCACCAGCCGUGGCCAUGUGUAACAUGCUGGGGGAAUUCCUUCAGCAUCAGCGGGCCAACACCACUCUAUCAAGGCCCAUAUUGACCUAUUGGGACGGGGAGCUGAACGCCAUGCGUCUGGAAGAUGCUGCCAGGGUGGAGAAGAAGAUGACACAGCUUCUGUGGGACGAAAAAGAAUCCCUAUAUUACUAAUUUAGAUUAAUAAAACAUUUGUUGAACAUUU
Messenger RNA from Drosophila suzukii, 877 nucleotides. RefSeq lists its product as uncharacterized. Gene Ontology annotation, cellular component: transcription regulator complex; nucleus. The record is from RefSeq and is a predicted model, not a curated record. Gene Ontology annotation, biological process: regulation of transcription by RNA polymerase II. NCBI's taxonomy places the organism in Eukaryota, Metazoa, Arthropoda, Insecta, Diptera, Drosophilidae.